Molecule: messenger RNA, 3656 nt
Organism: Eleginops maclovinus (Patagonian blennie)
Lineage: Eukaryota; Metazoa; Chordata; Actinopteri; Perciformes; Eleginopidae
Product: thrombomodulin-like
Exons: 2
Coding region: 151-1584 (477 amino acids)
Biological process (GO): cell migration
Cellular component (GO): external side of plasma membrane; extracellular matrix
Molecular function (GO): extracellular matrix binding; calcium ion binding; extracellular matrix protein binding
Source: RefSeq, a predicted model, not a curated record
UGAACGGAACUUCCUUCCUCUCAUGGCCGCGGAAAAAAAAAAACAGCAGGCUUUUAUAAAUGGGGACUAUGUGGAGCUGUCAGUAGCCCCUUCAACUUCAGAACGUCCAAUACGGUUUCCACCACCGGCAGCUUCACUAACAUCGACAUCAUGAUCACUACAACUCACGCACGGCUCGUUUGUGUUCUUCUCCUCUGCGCGCUGGAGGAAACAGUGCUGUCGCAGCGCGGACAUUGCACCGGGAAUCAGUGCUUUGCGUUUUUCCAAAUCCCCAAGGACUUUGCAGGCGCGGAGAAAAGCUGCAAAGACUGGGGUGGAGAGUUAAGUCCCAACUUGGAGCCCUUCUUCAAGAUCCUGGGGACUGUGCCCACAGGGAGGUAUUGGAUUGACCUGCAAAGCCCCGACAGGUCGGCAAAGGAAGCCCUCCAAAGGUGCCCCUCCAUCUUCGUGUCGAACAACACGUUGCAGUGGGAGCCGUGCCGAAGCAACCUGACCGGGUUCCUGUGCCAGUAUCAGAUUCAGGAGUCUUGCAGUCAAUUGCCAACAGGCAGUGACAUUCAGGUGAAGUACACAGCGCCUAUGAAUUUCGAGGUGGACAAUUCGGAAACCUUCCCACUUGGAACCGUCGCUGAAGCACAAAAGGUUGGCACCAGAUAUCUAGACACAAAAUAUGUGUGUUACUCAACGUCUUGGUUGCAAGCUCCCUGGUUCUGCGAGGUGUUUCUGGGCGGCUGUGAACACAACUGCAAUAGUAAAACACAAACCUGCACCUGUCCUGCGGGGAAAACACUUCAUCCCAACAACAUUUCCUGCUCUGAAGGCAUGUGCGAGGAAAACCCGUGCACGCGAGAAGGCGAGCAGUGCCUAAUCACCCCGGGAGGAUUCGAAUGCAUCUGCAAAGACGGAUACGAGAAUGAAGACGGAGUGUGUGUGAACGUGACAAUCUGUUUUGAUUGUGAGCACACGUGUGAGAAAUUCGACGGGGUUUAUAAGUGUGUGUGCAAGAAGGGGUUUAGGGUGUCACCCCACAACCCCCUCAAGUGUGAGUUGUUGUGCACCGAGAGAGACUGCUACAACACCUGCAUCUCAGGGGAAAAUGGUAAGUAUCAUUGUUUCUGCGCCAACGGCUACAUUGAGGACAUAAAGAACAACACACCCUACUGCACGGACAUAGAUGAGUGUGAGAGCUGGCAUUGCGAUCAAGGGUGUGAGAAUUUAUUCGGUGGUUUCAGGUGUUCAUGCUUCGAGGGGUACAACAUGGAUCAAGUGAAGAAAGUGUGUGUUCCCAUUGAACAUGAUAAUGAUGGAUCAGGCUCUCCUCCUCCAUACCCGACCUCAGCCGACUCUAUCGUGGUCUCAGUGCCCACUUUCAUCAAAACCGGCAGUGUGCUGGGCAUCACUGUGUUCAUGGCGCUGUGUGCAUUGCUGCUGUUUUUCCUCAUCCGAAAAGUGACCAAACACUCCUGCAAAUUCAAGGUUUCCCAAUUCAAACACCCAGAUAUUGAUAUUUUCUACCUGCAGCAGGUGACUGCGGAGACCUAUAAGAGGCUAUCCUUCGACAAACAGUCGAGAAAUGACUCGUAAAUACUUUAUCCGCUUGUUAAAGAAGUAUGCUGCUCUUACACUUUUUGCUGUGUCACAUUCCACUGGUUUCUUUCCUCUGAGACACCAAUAAUGCAGUUAUCCACAUCCUGUGUUAAUGGGAAUCUGAUUAUUUAUCCAUAACGCUGCACCACAUCACACACUGUAAAGUCAUAGAUAUGGGACUUCUGAAUGUAUUUUAGAUUGCUUUAUGGAUUGUUUUCACUGUAAUUUGCCCAAAGCUUGUCAACCUUUUUGUUACAAAUAUAGAAAAUGAAAACAUUUAUUCGUCAGUUAAGCCAGUUUACUAAAUAUGACAAAGUCUAAUACUAUUUUUUUUUUUUUGCAUGAUAGCUUUUGUAAUUACAGAGUGUUUAUAGAUUAUGUUAGAUAGAAGAUACCCUAAUCGUCCCUCAGAGUGGAACUUUAGAUUCUGCAUUUUACCCAUCCUAGUGUUGGGAGCAGUGGGCUGCCAUAUAUACGGCGCCCGGAAAGCAGGGUAUGUUACUACAGAAGCAAUGAUUUUUUACUUUGUCACUGUAAAACACACUGUGUCUUAGUCAUGAUACUCAUACACACACUGCAUCUGUAAUUUGCAUAGCUGUUAUACUGUUUGUAUACUACAUCAUAUAUGUAUGCUUUAUUAUAUUUUGGUAAAAUAACACUUUGAACUUUACCAAAAGAUUGCAUUAGUUUAGUGUUGUCUUUUUUACCAGGGCUAAAGGUUUAAAGGACGAAUGUUAGCUAAUGUGAUAUGUUAUGGAAGCAUUUGGAUUCAUGACAUUUGAUACUAAUGCUUAGUAUAUGUAGGUUUUGUCCGGACCACUAUUUAUUUUGGGAUGUAUUGGUUGCUAUAGGUAAUGUGUUUGAUGCAUAUGACUAAUGGCAGUGAGUAUUUCCCGACCAUUUCCCAUUUAUAUACCUUACGUGAAUCAUUCAAAAUGACUUAUCCACAUUCUAAAAUCCACAAUGUUCAUUCUUUCAAACUCAAGGAAAGACACUAGAGGUAAAUACAUUUCAGUACAUAGUUGUAUUACUCUUACUCAAAGCAAGGAUUCUCCACUUGAGUUUUAUUGCUAUCCUUAUUCUACAGGUUUUAACAGAGGCGAGAAUUCUCAUUGUAAUAUAACAUUGAUUUGCAAUGUUUUAAUGGCUGUUGACUACUCACUGAUGUAUGGAACGAUAAAAAGAGAGAAAAAAGUUCCCUCUGUAAAAACCCAACACUCGAAAAAGUCAACAAAAUGAAUAACCUGGCUUGUGAAUAUGUUCUGUACGCAAAUUAGAACAUAUAGUUAAGGAAUUGUUUGCAUAUUUAAACACAUUUUAGUGGUGUAAAUAAUUCUUCUUACCCUUCUUACCUGACUCAACUCCAUUUAAAAGUAUCUCUGGGUACACACUUUGGAAAAAAAAUCACUUUCUGAUCCACUGAACAUAAAAGUCGUGACUCUACAGGUCCUCAUCCUUGAUUGCAAUUCAUUCUAAAUCCUAAUUCUAACAAGAACACAUGACACAGUUACAGUUCUGUUGGGUCAUGUGCAUCACAGCAAAGGAAUAUAAUUCCCAAGGUCUUAACUGAUAAUGCUACACUGGAAGAACAUACCACUGACAUACAUGAGGUUGAAUGUUGUAAGCUUUACUGUUCAACAGACUGCUCUAGUUACAGAUGCUUUGAGUGAUUAACAAUGAAUGUCAAACUGUGCUGCUAUCCCAUUUAGAUAAGAUAUGAACUGAAAAAAGAACUACCUUCCUUGCAUUGUCACUGUUCUCUUUUUCUGUUAAUGACAAAUACUGUACAUUUCAGUCAUAGAGAAUCAAUACUACACAAUAAUAAAAGUUUGGAGUAAAUGCGAUAGAUUGACAGGCUUGUUUAAAAACAAAUCUGUAUUUGUGCAUAUUGUCCAUCAACAUAUAUAAAGUUUGUCUUAUCCUCUGCCAUAUUGUAACGUAUAUUCUUAAGCAAUGUUGGGGAGAUAUAGAUUACCUGCAACAGUUGUGUAAUGAAAUUACAUAAUACAUGUCAUUUCCGUCAGUUACUGAUUAAGAAAAGGCAAUUAAAUGACAAUAACCACUACAAA